AUGUACGUGGUGGCACUCGCCGUGUGCAACGCCAUCUAUCAGUUUUCGCCCAUGAUGGAUCUGCUGAGCAAUGUUCACGGGAGAUGGUGGAUGGGCAAACCGUUGUGCGACCUGCAUAAUUACUUGACCAGUGUCGGUUCGGCUUCGCAGAUCUGCAUUCACGUCAGCAUCUCCGUCAACCGGCUGUGGGCAGUGCAUUCUCCCAUCUCGUACCGGCAACAUCACAACCGAAAAGUGGCGCUGUUGAUCUGUUUCGCCGCGGUGCUCUUCGCUCAUUUGAUCGAAUUGCCCGGAUGUGUCCUCGACGCGCUGUACUAUUCCAUUGAUUAUCUGGAGCACGGUUGCCACGUGGACUACAUGAAACAAAUCCUGUGGAGCCAUUUCGAUUUCGCGCUGCAUGCGCUGACAUUGAUGUUCAUCAUCGUGGCGUAUGUGCAUUUAUGUAUCAACCGAUGGAAACGACACCGGAAGAACGCAGUCUAUACGUCAGGAAACGAAUCCGGUGCAAGUGACCGACAGAACACCCGGAAAGAAGCGAGUAAACCGUUUUUGGUGUUGUCUUUGACGGCCGUCAGCUGUUUCAUCUUUUGGACACCGGGUAUUGUUAGCUUCGGUACGAUUAAAUAUUCGGGGAAAUGGAUACCGGAAAAUGUGCUAUCAGUGGCCAUGACGAUGUACUCCAUACAGGCGAUAUUUGAUCCGUGGUUAUUCGCAUUCAGUGUGCUGGCAACAAAGAAAAAAUGGAGCCUGGCUGGUUUUGGUAAAUAA
Molecule: messenger RNA, 768 nt
Organism: Paramacrobiotus metropolitanus
Lineage: Eukaryota; Metazoa; Tardigrada; Eutardigrada; Parachela; Macrobiotidae
Product: tyramine receptor Ser-2-like
Exons: 1
Coding region: 1-768 (255 amino acids)
Biological process (GO): neuropeptide signaling pathway
Cellular component (GO): membrane; neuron projection
Molecular function (GO): G protein-coupled receptor activity; neuropeptide binding
Source: RefSeq, a predicted model, not a curated record